Molecule: messenger RNA, 1192 nt
Organism: Helianthus annuus (common sunflower)
Lineage: Eukaryota; Viridiplantae; Streptophyta; Magnoliopsida; Asterales; Asteraceae
Exons: 4
Coding region: 474-836 (120 amino acids)
Source: RefSeq, a predicted model, not a curated record
CGCUGAAUGAAAAUAUUGACACACAUAUAGCCUUUGCCUACAAAAGAAACCUGUACUCUCCUCUCUUCACACAUCGACGGCCUCCUCUACCACGACAGCCUUCACAACGUCUUCCUCCACCGGCCUCCUCCAUCGACGUCACACCUGCUCCACCUCGGCUCCACAGCCGCCACCGUCUCCUCCUCCACAUCGCCACCGUCUCCUUUGCACCUCUACAACGCCGCCGCCUCCUCUGCCUCCUUCACAGCGACGCCGUCGCCGCCAGUCUCCUCUCCUCCUCUGCUCCUCCACAGCGCCGCCGCCGGCCUCCUCCACACUGCCACCGUUCAUCACGUUUGCAACAGAUACAAAGGUCUAAAGAAGGAUGUACACUGUUUUAACUUCUGAGUUGUGAUUAGAGAAGCCGCUGGAAAGUGAAUAGGGGCGUAGAGUUUAGAAUUGGUUAUUUUGUUCGGUCGGUGGAGAUAUAGAACAUGGUGGCGGCCGGGGCGGCUUCGUUUAGAUGGAUACUGCAACUGCACAAAGAUGUACCGAAAGCUGCUAGGUUCUACAAAGAAGGACUUGAUUUCAGUAUAAAUGUGUGUACUCUGCGGUGGGCUGAACUCGAGUCUGGCCCUCUCAAGCUCGCUCUCAUGCAUUCUUCUAGUGACAUUGCAGUCCAAAAGGGAUACUCGUCAAUGUUGUCGUUCACUGUGCCUGACAUCAACAAUAGCGUGACUAAACUCAUGGCUUUAGGUGCAGAGAUGGACGGGCCUAUUAAAUAUGAGGUCCAUGGAAAGGUUGCUGCAUUGAGGUGUAUUGAUGGUCACAUGUUGGGUCUUUACGAGCCUGCUUGAAAACCUACAUUGCAACCCAAAAGUAAGCAAUUUUAGACUAUUCAACUAGACCAAAUUCUGCAGCAAAAUACGUACAUGACAAGGUACCGGUAAAAGUAUUUUGCCAUUUCUGCUAUGGGGGAAGGUGUUACAAGUUUAGAUGUUUAAAAGAUCAAGGUUGAUGUUCUAAAUAUGACUUCGCCAUUCAUAUUCAUACCUUAAGCUUUUGAUUAAUGUUUUGUCUACAUUUUCUUUUCAUAGUGUUUGGUCACUUGAACUUUCCAAAUAAAAAAGAAUGCCUUAAUGGUGACUUGUAUCCGCAAUAUAAGUUAUGCUACUCGACUUACGCCACUAAUGAUAGAGCUUCGUUUUUGGCU